Eucalyptus grandis is the source of this 744-nucleotide messenger RNA. RefSeq lists its product as uncharacterized. The coding region runs from base 1 to 744 and encodes 247 amino acids. The transcript has 3 exons. NCBI's taxonomy places the organism in Eukaryota, Viridiplantae, Streptophyta, Magnoliopsida, Myrtales, Myrtaceae. The record is from RefSeq and is a predicted model, not a curated record.
AUGGCGGCAGGUAGUAGAAUGGUCCCCGGAUACGUACCAGCAGAUGUUUCUGGAGCAGCUUUUCUUAUGCAAAGGGAACUUCAAUGGUUUGAGGUGCUGGAAGAUAAGAGUCCUCCUUUGAUAAAAAGUCUAAAAUUUGAGGUAAAAGAAGAUAAGAGCAGUCCUUCUAAAAGUCUGGAAUUGAAAGAAACAAAAGAAAGGAGCGGGAAGACAUACUGGGGAGUUUUUGUAGAACAGCGAAAAGAUUUGGUCAAAGAGGCGGGGCAAUGGAUAAAGGAUACGUCAUCAUCUUGUAGCGUCAUAUCAACCCUCAUCUUUACAGUAGCUUUUACAAUACCUGGAAGCAACGAUAGGGGUAACCCGGUCUUUCUAAAAAGGGACUCAUUCUUGGUAUUUACCGUUGCAUACGCUUUAUCUCUCUUCUCCUCUGUCACCGCCACCUCGAUGUUCUUGGCUAUCCUAACCUCACGCUAUGCCGCAGAAGAUUUUCUUCAUUCACUACCAAGAAAAAUGAUACUAGGCCUCACUUUUCUCUUCCUCUCUUUCGUCUUCAUACUCGUGGCUUUUGGCUAUGCUCUUGUGAUUGUCCUAAGCGAACGAUGGAAGUGGAUUUACAUCCCCAUUACUUUGUUGGUGGUCAUCCCUGUCAUAUUGUCUGCAAUACUAAAGCUUCCCUUAUAUGUUGAAAUGGUUGAAUCCACCAAUUGGCCUCGCCUCUUCCGUCCUGUGAAGAUUUGGAAAUGA